UGAAAGAUUACUCCUGCUCUAACUUUGAAUUAAAAAUGGUCACGCCAAGAGGGAGCGGGGUUGGUAGGGAGAGAUCAAAGCCCGAAAACUUCCGCUGAGUUAUCGUUUAUUCUACUCCUUGUGUGGAGAUAAUGUCAAAAGCAGAUAGUAGGAAGAAACCUGUUGGGAAUGCAGGAACUUCGAAGUUUUUGAAUGACCUUGACACUAUAAGUAAAUCCCUGUAUUCAGAUAAAACACAGCCAACGGACGCAAUUUCUAUCAUUAGUAGUAGAUCGAAGUCUGUAAGAAAACCACAUUUGCUUGAACCCAAAACGAAGCUGAAGGAUGCCAGCAAAAACGCUAAAGAUUCAUUUGACAAGGAUAAGAAGUCCAUUUGGAGUUGGAAGGGUAUAAAGGCCCUGACCCAUGUCAGAAAUCGCAGGUUCAAUUGCCGUUUCUCCGUCCAAAUCCAUUCCAUAGAAGGGUUACCCGCAUUUUUUGAUGAUGCUAGUCUUAUCGUGCAUUGGAAGAGGCGGGAUGGUGAGUUAAUGACGUGCCCAGUUAGAGUUUGUGGAGGAGUAGCUGAGUUCCAGGAACAAUUGUCUCAUUUAUGCUCUGUCUAUGGUAGUAGGAGUGGUUCCCAUCAUUCAGCAAAGUACGAGGCAAAGCAUUUCUUAUUGUAUGUCUCAGUAUAUAAUGCUCCCGAGCUUGAUUUAGGUAAGCAUCGGGUUGAUUUAACAAGGUUGCUUCCUCUAACAUUAGAGGAAUUGGAGGAGGAGAAGAGCUCAGGGAAAUGGACAACUAGUUUCCGAUUGUCAGGUAAAGCUAGAGGUGGGACUAUGAAUGUUAGUUUUGGUUACGCAGUAAUUGGGAGCAAUAGCACCGAGUUUUCUAGCAACAACUAUGUUUCCACCCCUGAGGGAUUGCUGCGGAAUAGUUCAAGUGCAACAAAACUCCUUGGACAAUUCGAUCAAAUGAAUGAGCUAAGUAUUCUGCAAACAGGAAGCCUUCCUGCAAAGUCUUUUACCUCAAAUCUGUCUGCUGAAGAUAUAAAGGAUCUUCACGAGGUAUUGCCCAUAACAAGGUCGGAACUCUCUGACUCGAUGAAUAUACCAUGUCAGAAACUUGACAAAGAGAUGUCAAAUGCUUCAGUUAAUUAUAAAUCAGAGACUCUUCCUUUUUUUGAGCCUGUUGAGCCUCUUAAAUUAGAUUCAUCUAUACCUCCUGAUGCAGUAAAGGGUAGUCCUGAAACUGAAUGCAAAAUUGGUGAAUAUUCUGUCUUAGAGCAAGAGAGAGAGGAGUUCACAAGGGAACAAGUGGAACCAAAAGGCGAUAGGUCAAAGGCUGUUCAAGAUUCUGUAGGAAAGAGUCCUGAAACCAACAGUGAUGUUGAGCUACUCGUUAAUCCAUCGGUUGAAAAAGUUGGUUGUCAAACAGAUGAACCAUCGGUAAGUGACUGCAAUUUUAUACAGAAUGAUGAGUGCACUAAAGAAUCAAUAAUGAAAGAACUGGAGUUGGCUUUGAGUUCCACCUCAGAUUUGAUGAAAGGAUUAGAUUCACAAGAAGAUGAAUGUGAUAUUUCAGACCAAGAAUCUAAUUCAGAGACUGAGUUAAAAUACAGCAAUCUUAGGAAGGAGAGAUCACAGAGUUUGGACGAUAUUACUGAAUCUGUUGCUAAUGAAUUCUUUGACAUGCUGGGGAUAGAUCACAGUCCAUUUAGCUUGAGUUCAGAAAGUGAGACCGAGUCCCCUAGAGAACGCCUAUUAAGGCAAUUUGAGAAGGAUUGUCUUGCCAGCGGGAGUUCCUUAUUGGACUUUGAUGUUGAAAACGAUACUGUAGAAUUUUUUACUCAUGCUCCUACAGCUUCUGGGUGGGGGACCAUCUCCGAUGACUUUCAUAACUCGGCAAUGGUACAGGACUACGAGGAGAGGCUUAAGAUAGAAACUGAGGCAAUGAUGACUAAAACAAGGGCCACAAUAUUGGAAGACUUGGAGACUGAAGCUUUAAUGGAUGAGUGGGGCUUAAAUGAGAGGGCUUUUCAACAUUCUCCACCUAGCAGCUCGGGUGGGUUUGGGAGUCCAAUUGAUGUACUUCCCCAGAAUCCUCAGCAGCUGCCUCCCCUUGCAGAAGGUUUGGGUCCUUUUGUUCAGACUAAAAAUGGAGGGUUUUUACGCUCAAUGAAUCCUGUGCUUUUCAGGACAGCAAAAAACAGAGGGAGCUUAAUUAUGCAGGCGUCCAGUCCAGUGGUGGUGCCUGCUGAAAUGGGUUCUAGCAUAAUGGACAUUCUUCAGGGUUUGGCCUCUGUUGGUGUUGAAAAGCUCUCAAUGCAGGCAAAUAGGUUGAUGCCUCUUGAAGAUAUAACUGGGAAAACAAUGCAACAAUUAGCAUGGGAAACUGUACCCAGUCUUGAGGGACCCGAGAGGCCAUCUUUCUUGCAGCAUGAAAAUGAAAUUAUGCAAAAUGUGUCUGGUGAGCAAAAGAGAGUAAAAGAAACUGCCAGAUCACAUAAGGUCGAAUCAAAUUCAAUUGGCAGUGAUGCUGAAUAUGUACCCUUAGAAGAUCUUGCUCCUUCGGCGAUGGAUAAGAUAGAAGCUCUUUCAAUUGAGGGUUUGAGAAUACAGUCUGGCAUGUCGAAUGAGGAUGCACCUUCAAACAUCAGCCCACAAAACAUUGGUGAAUUUUCAGCCCUCAAGGGAAAUACAGUCAAUGUCAGUGGCUCCAUUGGUCUCGAUGGCACUGGUGGACUGCAACUUCUGGAUGUUAAAGACAAUGGUGAAGAUAUCAAUGGAUUGAUGGGUCUGUCUUUAACACUUGAUGAGUGGAUGAAGCUGGAUUCUGGUGAAAUUAAUGAUGGAGAUCUCAUCAGUGAGCAAACUUCUAAAAUAUUAGCAGCCCAUCAUGCUACUUCUUUAGAGUUGUUUCGUGGAAGAUCUAAGGGGGAGAAGAGACGGGGAAAGGUUAGAAAGUUUGGUUUGUUGGGUAACAACUUCACUGUCGCACUAAUGGUACAAUUGCGUGAUCCUUUAAGGAACUAUGAGCCAGUUGGUACUCCAAUGCUGGCUCUUAUUCAAGUUGAGAGAGUGUUGGUUGCGCCAAAACCUAAAAUCUACCAUACGAUUCCGAAAUUAAGAAACUGCGAUGAAGAAGAUCAAGAAGAAGAGCCCGAGACUUCUAAAAUUGAAGGCAUAGUUGAUGAGCCUGAAGAAGACAAAAUCCUCGAAGAAGAACUCGUUCCUCAGUACAAAGUCACUGAGGUUCAUGUUGCAGGUCUUAAAGCCGAGCCAGGAAAAAAGAAGUUAUGGGGUUCAUCUAAUCAACAACAGUCCGGUUCCCGUUGGUUGCUCGCGAAUGGAAUGGGAAAGAAGAAUAAGCAUCCCUUAAUGAAGUCAAAGGCUGUUGCUAAAUCUUCUGCACCAGCUUCCUCUUCUUCUUCUUCCCCAGUGACAACUACAGCAAAUCCUGGCGAUACCUUGUGGAGCAUCUCAUCUCGUGUUCAUGGAAACGGGGCUAAAUGGAAAGAACUUGCUGCCCUUAAUCCUCAUAUUCGAAAUCCAAAUGUCAUCUUCCCAAAUGAAACCAUCAGAUUGCACUAAGACUGCGCUGUCUGUCUGUCAGAUUGUAUUUUGCACUAGUUAGACGGUCUUAUUUGGGAAAUUGGGUAAUAGACAAUGUGACAAAACUGGGUUUCGAACUGUUGGAAUUGGCUGUAAGUCGAACAAGGGACUCUUGAUUCAAUUGAACGUAGUUUUGUGUUUUUCUUGUUUAAA
Messenger RNA from Olea europaea var. sylvestris, 3746 nucleotides. Its product is annotated as protein PLASTID MOVEMENT IMPAIRED 1-RELATED 1-like. Lineage: Eukaryota; Viridiplantae; Streptophyta; Magnoliopsida; Lamiales; Oleaceae. The record is from RefSeq and is a predicted model, not a curated record. The transcript is spliced from 4 exons. The coding region runs from base 132 to 3572 and encodes 1146 amino acids.